Molecule: messenger RNA, 1254 nt
Organism: Paraphaeosphaeria sporulosa
Lineage: Eukaryota; Fungi; Ascomycota; Dothideomycetes; Pleosporales; Didymosphaeriaceae
Product: NAD(P)-binding protein
Exons: 2
Coding region: 1-1254 (417 amino acids)
Molecular function (GO): oxidoreductase activity
Source: RefSeq, a predicted model, not a curated record
AUGCCCGUCCACAUCGCCGGGAAGGUUUGGGAAGAAGGCAUAUCUGCCAUUCCCUAUGGCUGGACUCUCCUUAAGCUCAUCCCGGUUGUCGGCGUGAUCUACCUCCUGAAGCUGUACUUCAAUGGCGCCGUCAACACGUCGGAGCGCAACAUGCACUCCAAGGUGGUCAUGAUGACGGGAGGAACGUCAGGAAUCGGCGCCGAAGUAGCUAAAGGCCUCGCCGCCCGCGGCGCCCAAAUCGUCCUGCUCACCCAACACCCCCUCACCGACCCCUUCCUAGUCGACUACAUCGAAGAUCUGCGCGCACAGACAGGCAACGAACUCAUUACCGCGGAGCAAGUCGAUCUUGCUUCCCUCUAUAGCAUACGCAAGUUUGCCACAAAAUGGGUUGACAAUGCGCCGCCGCGCCGUCUCGAUAUGGUCAUCCUGUGUGCAAACACGCGGACACCUUCAGGUGGCUCAGCGGUUUUCACAGAGGACAACCUCGAAGCAACAUGGGGCCUGAAUUACAUGGCGAACUUCCAUCUCCUCAGCAUCCUGAGCCCCGCGCUGCGCGCCCAGCCUCCCGAUCGCGACGUACGCAUCAUCUUCGGCACCUGCAGCUCCUACCUUGGCGGCGUGCUCCCGGUGUCCAGUACACCCGCAAAGAAAGGCAAGAAGGACACGAUAGAAGCGGUCCCUUUCACGCCUAGCACUGCCUACGCCACUUCCAAGCUCGCCCUCAUGACCUUCGCCCUUGCCUUCCAGAAACAUCUCUCCUCGUACGCCCGCCCGGACAAGAAUCCCAACACCUCGCGCGUCAUCAUCGUCGACCCGGGCUGGACGCGCACCCCGGGCAUGCGCCGCUUCCUUACCCUCGGCAGCCUAUGGGGGCUCCUCGUGUACGUGGCUACGUGGCCGCUGUGGUGGCUGUUUCUCAAGAGCUCAGAUCAGGGCGCGCAGACGUUUUUAUAUGCGGCGAUGGAGGCGCAGUAUGGGCGCGGCGAGGGGGGCUGGUUCUUGAAGGAGUGCAGGCAGAUGGAGAUGCUAAAGGAUGAGGUCAAGGAUGAGGCGCUGCAGAAGAAGCUGUGGGAGGUUAGUGAGGAAAGUAUCAAGAUACUAGAGCAGGAGGGUGCGAAAAAGAGGGCAGCGGAGAAGAAGAGUGAUGAGAAGGGGGCGGCGGAGGGGAAGGAGACAAAAGUCGAUACGAAGACGAAGACGAAGUCGACGACGGCGAAAGAGAACGGCGCCGCGAAGCAGCGCAAAGGGAAGUAG